Molecule: messenger RNA, 1179 nt
Organism: Lagenorhynchus albirostris (white-beaked dolphin)
Lineage: Eukaryota; Metazoa; Chordata; Mammalia; Artiodactyla; Delphinidae
Product: speedy protein E4-like
Exons: 10
Coding region: 1-1179 (392 amino acids)
Biological process (GO): positive regulation of cyclin-dependent protein serine/threonine kinase activity
Molecular function (GO): protein kinase binding
Source: RefSeq, a predicted model, not a curated record
AUGGACAAUCGUCCACCGAGUUCCCAGGCUGAGGACGAGACCUGCCAGCCCAGCUCCUCAGGGUACCCCCUGGAGGUGACUGUCUAUGAAGGAAUCCCAGGACCGUCAGCCCCCUGGGCCGGCUGCACCUCCCCGCCUCAGCGCCCCGGCGGUAAGAGGAAGAGGUCAGUGGCGUUCAGAGCGGAGGUGGAGGGCGACCCGGCCGCUGAGGCCCAGGACACCUGGGUCGUGGAGUGGCUGAUUGGGCUCAAGAUGAAGCUGAAGCGACAGCGGGUGUCUUCAGUGCUGCCUGAGCACCACGAGGUCUUCAACAGGAUGCUCGAGGAUCCCGUCGUUAAGAAAUUCCUUGCCUGGGACAAAAGGCUGGAAGUAUCUGACAAGUAUCUCCUGUCGAUGGUGAUAGCUUAUUUUAGCCGGGCCGGGCUCUUCUCCUGGCAAUUCCAGAGAAUCCAUUUCUUCAUAGCUCUCUAUGUGGCCAGCGACAUGGAAGAGGACAACCAGGCCCCCAAACAGGCCAUCUUUUCGUUCCUCUAUGGAAAGAACCGCUCCCAGCGUCCCUUGUUCCACAAACUGCGUUCCCAGUUCAUCCGUUCCAUGGGCUGGAAGACGAGGGUCACUCGGGAAGAGUGCGAGCAGAUCCAGGCUUUUGAUCCAGAGCUCUGGGUGUGGGGAAGAGAUCGCGCCCUCUUGCCCCAGGGGCCCCAGGAGCACGCAGGCCUCAGGUUAUCGGCCUGCGCAAAGAUCACAGAGCCCAGGAGAGAUGAGGAUGUUCAACACGAGGGCACUCCAGACAGUGAUGACAGCUAUCCAUCCAAACGCAUCAUCAGCGAGGUACGACCUCCCCCCAGUGCUGGGCUCGAUGGUUCCAUAGAACGGCUACCUCGAAGGCUAGCGGCCUACAGCGGGAUCCUCAAGGAAACCUUUAACGCCCGAGAACAAAAGUGCUUCGGCAGGACAAUGACCCCCGGAGCUCACAAGUCCCAGGGGAGCCCCAUCCGGAGCAGCCGGCCCUGCCCUCCAGCCCGGCCCAUCCACCUCGGGGAGGCGCUCAAACCUUCCCGGUCGCUCUCCCGCGGGGCCCGGGGCGGGCUACCCGAAGCCCCGCUCUCCAAGGGCCGCAGGGUCCACAACCGCCUGCAGGCCCGCAGACGCAACACCUACCCCGUCGAGACUAGCUGA